UUAGAUUAUAGCAGAACACCUGCCAAUUAAUCCUGACCCUGUAAAAACAAUAACUGCCUAUCUAGAUAUGCCACACUUCUGCCUGCCGUUGGCAACCCUCCUGGACUAGGCUGCUUUUGUUAAUCACAUGGAUGUUGCUGGUUGCACUGAGUGUACACGCCUUCACUGUUCCAGAGUGGAGCCUGACAACUACAUUCUCCUUCUCAAGGGAUAUAGAUUUGGACCGCCCAAGACACAAGGCCAGCAUGCUGCUCCUCUGUCACGCUCUAGCUGUAGCUCUUGUCCAGAUCGUUAUCUUCUCAGAAAAUUGGGCAUUUGCCAAGAACAUCAACUUCUAUAAUGUGAGGCCUCCUCUCGACCCUACACCAUUCCCAAAUAGCUUCAAGUGCUUUACCUGUGAAAAUGCAGGCGACAAUUAUAACUGCAAUCGAUGGGCAGAAGAUAAAUGGUGUCCACAAAAUACACAGUACUGUCUGACAGUUCAUCACUUCACCAGCCAUGGAAGAAGUACAUCCAUCACUAAAAAGUGUGCCUCCAGGAAUGAAUGUCAUUUUGUCGGGUGCCACCACAGCCGAGAUUCAGAACAUACAGAGUGUAGGUCUUGCUGUGAAGGAAUGAUCUGCAACGUAGAGUUACCCACCAAUCAUACUAAUGCAGUCUUUGCCGUAAUGCACGCUCAGAGAACAUCUGGCAGCAGUAUCUCCAUACCCUACCUACCAGUGCUUGCCUGGGUCUUUGUGCUUCUCUUGCUAUGAUGCCACUGUUCCUGGGAGAGGCAGAGACCAGCCCUCUGAAGCACAAGCCCAAAACGGUGUGAGCAGUGAACUUUGAAGAGACCAAUCUUGCACUUGGCGAAGUGUGUGUUGGACCCCCCAGGCAGAAGCCAGUGGUUUGCUUUGAUUAAAAUGCUCCUGCAUGAGGCCACAGGACUGAGAAUUGGAAUUUAGCUGAGAAGAUGAUCUGACUUCCAGGCUUCCUGGUCAAAGGGAGCUACAUUUUCAGGGAGGAUUCUGGUGACUAGUCUCCACUUGACUAGCUAAGAGGAUUCCCUCAGAGGCUGCCAGGGCAAACAUUUCUGUGAUUAGCUCAGAGCAGUUCUAUGAAGUCUAACUCUUCCCCCAUGAGAAAGCAGUUUUCCUCAUCAAAGUCAAUAAGAAUGCCUACUGUAUAAAGAAAACUUCCAGUUGAAUUAAUAUGAAAUCUAUUUGCUAGUUGUGAGGGGAAAAUAAAGCUUUUAAAUUAUACAUUGUAAA
This is a messenger RNA of Carlito syrichta (Philippine tarsier), 1253 nucleotides long. RefSeq names its product ly6/PLAUR domain-containing protein 6B. The record is from RefSeq and is a predicted model, not a curated record. Gene Ontology annotation, molecular function: acetylcholine receptor regulator activity. The transcript has 7 exons. The coding region runs from base 132 to 755 and encodes 207 amino acids. Lineage: Eukaryota; Metazoa; Chordata; Mammalia; Primates; Tarsiidae.